AUGCGGAAACCAGGCCCUCAGAAAGCCAUAGACUGGAAAGAUGGUAAAAAGCACAAGUACGGCCGCCCGUCAGAGUCUCCCUCCCAGUACCAAGGUCACUUCACCUGGGAGAAAUACCUGAAAGAGACAUGCGCCAUCCCAGCUCCUGCACAUUGCUUCAGGCAGUCCUACACUCCCCCUGCAAAUGAAUUCAAGAUCAGUAUGAAACUAGAAGCCCAGGACCCGAGGAACACCACCUCCACGUGCAUCGCCACGGUGGUGGGUCUGACAGGCGCACGCCUCCGCCUGCGCCUCGAUGGCAGCGAUAACAAAUGGCGGCUGGUGGUCUCUGCUGAAAUCCAGCCCAUAGGAAACUGUGAGAAGAAUGGAGGGAUGCUGCAGCCUCCACUGGGCUUUCGGCUGAAUGCCUCCUCUUGGCCCAUGUUCCUUCUGAAGACUCUGAAUGGAGCAGAGAUGGCUCCUGUCCGGAUUUUUCACAAGGAACCACCAUCUCCAUCCCAAAACUUCUUCAAGACAGGUAUGAAGCUGGAGGCAGUGGACAGGAAGAACCCUCACUUCAUCUGCCCGGCCACCAUUGGGGAGGUGAGAGGUUCUGAGGUCCUCAUAACAUUUGAUGGCUGGAGAGGUGCCUUCGAUUACUGGUGCCGAUAUGAUUCCCGGGACAUCUUUCCCGUAGGCUGGUGCUCGCUGACUGGAGAUAAUCUGCAGCCCCCUGGAACAAAAGUUGUGAUUCCAAAGAGCCCUUUACCUGCCUCCGAAGUAAACUCGGAGAAACCUAGCAUGCACAGUAGCACAAAGACUGUUUUGGGGCAUCAACAAGGGCAAAGGCGUCGCAAAACAGGGAAGAAGCGUGGUCGAACGACCAAAGCGCUAAUCCAUCACCCCAUGCCUACACCCUCCAAGUCAGUGGAGCCUUUGAAAUUCCCCAGAAAGAGAGGCCCCAAGCCUGGCAGUAAGAGGAAACCUAGGACAUUGCUGAACCCAGCACCCACCUCUCCAACCACCAGUACCCCAGAACCAGACACAAGCACUGUGCCUCAGGACGCUGCUACAAUCCCCAGCUCUGCCAUGCAGGCUCCCACAGUUUGCAUUUACUUGAACAAGAACGGCAGCACUGGGCCCCACCUAGACAAGAAGAAAGUUCAGCAGCUGCCGGACCAUUUUGGACCAGCUCGAGCUUCUGUUGUCCUGCAGCAAGCAGUACAGGCCUGCAUUGAUUGCGCUUAUCAUCAGAAAACAGUCUUCUCCUUCUUAAAACAAGGCCACGGGGGAGAGGUCAUCUCAGCUGUGUUUGAUCGGGAACAGCACACUCUGAACCUGCCAGCAGUAAACAGUAUCACCUACGUCCUCCGCUUCCUGGAGAAGCUCUGCCACAAUCUCCGCAGUGACAACCUCUUUGGGAACCAGCCUUUCACUCAGAACAGCCACAUGCAGCGGUCACACCAGUACGACCACGACAGGUAUCUACCAGACAGAAGCAGUUCGUUAGACGGCACGCUGCAGGGACCAGGCCGGGGUACAAAGCGGUAUUCCCAAGAUUCCCCUCCAUACAGUGCUCCUCUCUCCCCCAAGUUACCAAAGAAUGACCGUCACCCUUUGGAAG
Opisthocomus hoazin is the source of this 1603-nucleotide messenger RNA. The record is from RefSeq and is a predicted model, not a curated record. Lineage: Eukaryota; Metazoa; Chordata; Aves; Opisthocomiformes; Opisthocomidae.